GUCGGGGGCGGCGGCGGAGGCGGUGGAGGCUACUCGGGCGGGCCGGGGUUGCGGCGCGGUCCUCGACUCGGCUUGCCGGCGCGUGGCCCGGCAGCCAUGCAUCUCCCGGCCCCGGGCCCGCUGGGGGACUGCCUGCGGGACUGGGAGGAGCUGCAGCAGGACUUCCAGAGCAUCCAGGAGACCCACCGGCUGUACCGCCUGAAGCUGGAGGAGCUGACCAAGCUGCAGAACGGCUGUACCGGCGCCAUCGCUCGGCAGAAGAAGCAGCUCCAGGAGCUCGCUCUCGUCCUGAAAAAAUGCAAACCCUCCCUGCAGUCGGGGGCCAGGGAGGCUGCCCAGGAGCUGGAGAACCAGAUCAAGGAGCGCCAGGGCCUCUUCUUCGACAUGGAGGCCUAUUUGCCCAAGAAGAAUGGGUUGUACCUGAGCCUGGUCCUGGGCAAUGUCAACGUGACACUCCUGAGCAAGCAGGCUAAGUUCGCCUACAAGGACGAGUACGAGAAGUUCAAGCUCUACCUCACCAUCAUCCUCAUCCUCAUCUCCUUCACCUGCCGCUUCCUCCUCAACUCCAGGGUGACGGACGCCGCCUUCAACUUCCUGCUGGUCUGGUACUACUGCACGCUCACCAUCCGCGAGAGCAUUCUCAUCAACAACGGCUCCCGGAUCAAAGGCUGGUGGGUUUUCCAUCACUACGUGUCCACUUUCUUGUCGGGAGUCAUGCUGACGUGGCCCGAUGGCCUCAUGUACCAGAAGUUCCGGAGCCAGUUCUUGUCCUUCUCCAUGUACCAGAGCUUCGUGCAGUUCCUGCAGUACUACUACCAGAGCGGCUGUCUAUACCGCCUGCGGGCCUUGGGCGAGAGGCACACCAUGGACCUCACUGUGGAGGGCUUCCAGUCCUGGAUGUGGCGCGGCCUCACCUUCCUGCUGCCCUUUCUCUUCUUCGGACACUUCUGGCAGCUUUUCAACGCGCUGACUUUGUUCAGCCUGGCCCGGGACCCCGAGUGCAAGGAGUGGCAGGUGCUCAUGUGCGGCUUCCCCUUCCUCCUCCUCUUCCUCGGCAACUUCUUCACCACCCUGCGGGUCGUGCACCAGAAAUUCCACAGUCAGAGGCGUGGGAGCAAGAAAGAAUGAGUCUGGGCCUGCCUGCCCGGCUCCCUCCGGUGCCCCUGGCCCGGCAGGGGCUUCUGUCCCCUUUGCUGGUGCGGUAGGGGGCUCGCCUCAUGCGGGAGGGUCUCUUCUGCUCUCCCUGGGGUUUUGUGGGCCCUGUGGGCCCCGAAGGCGCUGCCGGA
Molecule: messenger RNA, 1286 nt
Organism: Lontra canadensis (Northern American river otter)
Lineage: Eukaryota; Metazoa; Chordata; Mammalia; Carnivora; Mustelidae
Gene: TMEM120A
Product: transmembrane protein 120A
Exons: 12
Coding region: 97-1128 (343 amino acids)
Biological process (GO): fat cell differentiation
Cellular component (GO): membrane
Source: RefSeq, a predicted model, not a curated record